AUGUUGACAGAGUGUUGCGACGUCAUGUUGGCACACAGCCCGCCCAUCUACAGCGGCCCGCCACAGGAUCAUCUGUCCGUGCUCUAUAAGAACUGGUUGGUCGUGAACCAGAAGCAACAGUCGCCGUUGUCGGUGCGCCGGUCGGCGUCCUUCUCGCCGACCCGGUCGGAUGACAGACAGCCGACCACUGUGGCCCACUCGUCGCCCUCCUCCAGCAAGCCCCGCAGACCGUGCCUGGUGAUCAGGGCAGAUUCUGAUGCCAGCAUAGGAUCGUCGUCGUCGAGUUCGUCUUCGGACGAGACCGAGCCGUCUAGUCCGGUCCGGAGGAAAAAGAAAGUCGUCUUCGCCGACGACCGAGGCCUGUCACUGACUCAAGUGCGAUUGAUGAACGAACCGUCAAACCAACCGCCAAAACUGAUGAGCGUCGUCAGACCGUACCUACCCAAGUUGGCUACGUCGUCGUCGUCGUUGUUGUCGUCAUCCUCUUCGUACUAUCAAUCAGAUGUCGCCUGCUCGGGCUCCGGGUCAGUGGCCUCGGCCAAACACCUCCAGCAGCAGCAAAUGUUAGCUGCGGAUCAGCUACUACUGCAGUGGCACCUCAGGUUCUCGCAGCCGGCUUCCAGCUACGUGGAUUUCCGGAAGCGGCUGGACACGGACAACGUGUCGCUGGAGAACGUGAUCAUCCGGUCGCCGGAUAGGCGGAUCGUGGGCACGGUCAAGGUGCGCAACCUGUCCUACGACAAGGACGUAUUCAUCCGGUGCACUCACGACCGGUGGGUCGGCCACGAAGACACGCAGUGCACGUACGUGCAGAACAACGCGAUGAUGAACGCGGCCGCGAACGGCUCCGGCUCGGCCACCGGCCCCGCGCCAAACGUCGCGGCCAUCUACGACACGUUCUCGUUCCAACUUCCGCUGCCCGUCAACACCGCGUCCAUGGAGUUCGCCGUGUGCUACAAGAGCGCCGAGUUCGAGUGUUGGGACAACAACGACGGCAACAACUAUUGUCUGUCCGCGGGCAGCCCGUCCAACGGCAUCCCGCUGCCGCCGCCGCCGCAGCAAUCCGUCCUGUCGCCCGUCCUGGUCGCCGACUUCGAUCACCAUCCGAAGCAGCCCGUCCACUACUUCGGCGCCCAAUCUAGGCAGAACUCGUGGUCCGGGUGGCGCGAGCAGAAAAACGAAGCUUCCGCUUACUGGUGA
Messenger RNA from Macrosiphum euphorbiae (potato aphid), 1200 nucleotides. The record is from the annotation of a GenBank genome assembly. NCBI's taxonomy places the organism in Eukaryota, Metazoa, Arthropoda, Insecta, Hemiptera, Aphididae.